GAUUACACACCGCUCUCAGUUCCCUCGCGAGCCUUGGACGCGCCGCGCGUACUGCCACAACUGUCAAAAUUCCCGCGUAAAACUUUUUAAAAAUAAACAAGUGACUGUGGAUUAUUGUAAACUGUGUGUGUGUUGGUUUUUAAUUGUCGGAUCUAACUGAGGAGAUAACGAUAUUUGCGGAGCGAUACAUGGCGGGGAGGAUAAUGAUGGGACACAGGCUUCUGGCAAGUCAUUGAGAAUUUACGGCACAAAGAACAAAAUGAAGUUAUAAUGGAGUCACCAGUAAGAAUAUCCUUAGGUGCAGCAUUAGUAGCAUACCUGCUACUAUUAAGCAGCACCCCAGCCGGCGGCAACGCGCUCCCGCUCGAAACGACCCCGGCCACCGUCCGCGACGAGCGGCCCCGGCCCGCACGGCUCAACGCCACCUGGCCGCGCUCCCGGCCCCGGGGCCUCGACCCCGUCCUCAACGAACUACCCAAGGGCUCAGUCUCCGAAGAACACACCGAGAAAAAUGCCAAAUACAAACACAGAGGAAGGACUCGUUACAACUCGCGCUCAACCACAGUAAGCCCUCUGAGAAGGGUCAGAACCACAACCGAAGAGACGAUUCCGGGAGUGAUCAUAGUGACUCCGACGGCGGAAGUAAAGAAGCCAGAGCAGAUCAUGGAUAGCAUGAGAAACUAUAAGAAAACGAAAAUGCCAGUAAGCACAAGUACCACUACGGAAGAAAGUAAAAGCGAGGAAGAUGAUGAUGAUGACGACUCAUUCGAGAAAUUUACUAGUAAAUUUGAUGACAGCAAUUUCUUUACUAUACCUGGUUUUGAUGAUGAUCAUGGAAUAGAUUCUAAAAAAAGUCCAAGUGAUAAGUACAGUGAUUAUACAAGUACAGUUCUGAGUUCCUUUUCUAGUUUCCUGCCUAAAGAUGAUGCCGAUUCACCCUACAAAUCGAACUUCUUCGAUUUUGAUACUGACUUGACCACGCCUAAAAACGACUUCUUUGAUAGAAAAUAUCAAGAAGUGUCCUCAAGUAUUAUUAAGAAUUUGGAUGCUAUCAAGGCAAGAUCGCCACGACCUAACGUAACAAAUGUACAUAUAACUGAAAAAUUAGGUUUAAGCCCAAAUUUGACUAAGCCAGGUAAUAGGUCUACUAUAAUUAUCAAGAAUACCAAAGAAACCCGCCUUAUAGACAAUGAUGGAGCUGGAACUAACAAUAAGGAACUUUCAGAUGUGCACGGCACAAGCGUUUAUUAUGAAAUGUCCGUACUCUCCACCGAAACAUACGCAAUAAAUAAUUCUAAUGAAGAUGAUUGUGACAAUGACACAUUACCUUCGGAACCUACAGUUCAGACCCCUGCUGAAGAUGAGUUGGCAUCAAUACAAGGAACUCCGUCAAAUCUUUUCUCUGUUUCCACAAAACCACUAUUUCCUGAUCCUGAAUUAAGAUCUACCGUAUCCAACUUUUUACAAUCUUCUAGUUCAUUGCCACCUUUCUUUAAUCCUUCAAGUUCAAUACCCUAUUCCACCAUAAAUUCUAUAUCAUCUACCGAGAAGACAACGAGGCCCUUCUCUAACAGCUUCCCCAGCAGAAAUAGAGGUUAUUCUAAAAGACUAAACGGCUUUACUGGGGCUAAGGAUUCUCCUAACAACGUCACACCGACAGCCGAUAAUAUACAGACUCAUAAUGUCAGGAACACGACAAGAAAAUUCCAUUACACGACGCCAAAAGCCAAACCAACGUGGAUGACUCCAAGGCGGAAUAUUACCAAAAGUUAUCCAAAACCUACUUAUCCUACAACAAUAUACGCGGAGCAUUUCAGUAUUAAAGAUAGAAAGACCACAAACGUCCGUCCAAAACAGUCUAAUAAAACCGUUCUAACCACUGUGUCAUCGGACAUAGAUCCAGUUUUGCAAAGCGACGUGAGCGGUGUAAAGAAGCUGGUGCAGUCUCAGACGAUUUCCGACAACAGUAUUCCAUCGUUGUCUAAGAGGGGGUCGACGAAGUUCGGGACCACAACAGCCACAUCCGCGGAGGAGGAGACGACGACCACCAGCGAGCUGGAAAUUCCGCCUACACUGACAGCGUGGGCACUUGCCAGCUUAAGAAGCCCUCCUGGACCGGCAAAUAUAACGAGCUCGACUCAAAAAAGCGUCGAAGAAAACGAGGUGCAAAAAAUUAAUGAAAUUGCAGACAAAAACGAAAUUACUACGAGUUCGACCACUACAACUCAAACUCCAGAAAUGAAAAACUUAGCUACCAAAAAUAUUACAGAUAUUGACCAAAACAAGUUGCCUUGGCGACCAGUGUUUCCUCACGCGUCACCUGACCCUGAUAUGAACACCGAGGUUGUUCCAACAGAGAACAAGUCUGAACGCCUACCAGCUGAGAGCAAUAUCUCCGUGCAGAAUAGUCCUCAGCCAAUCACGUCCACUGAAGGAGUAACAACCGAGACAGAAGUUACAGAGGAUAAUGACAAAACAAAAGAAACAGUAACUUCUUGGAUACCAGUCACUAAGAGUGAAGUAAAUUCAGGUGGAACUUUUGCUUCUAUAACUAAAUUACCUAAAGGAGUAACAACGCCACUCGACGAGACUUCUAAGCAAAAUAAUGAAAUUGUUACUGAGGCAAUUACUGAAGAAUCGGCCACCACUGACUAUGAAAUAACGACUAAAAGAUUUUCCUACGUUCCUACAGAAGCUGUGACUGACAAAGUAGAAUCUUCCACACCCAGUGAAUGGCAUCCAGUGGCUCCGACUAGAACAAGAGCAACUACAAUAGAGGAUAGGCCUAUUACAACAUACAGACCUAAAUAUUAUACCACGACGGAUAAUGCUGAAGAAUUCACUACGAAUAUUCCGGAAACAACACCAUUGAUUGAGGUAUCGUCGCUAUCAGUAACUAAUGUAACUAAAUUACAAUCGGAGUCACCUGCACCAACUACUCAAGUUGUGGAUACCACAUCGAAACAGCCAGCAACGCACGAUGCCAUUACAGAAAUAGAAUUGCCUACUGAAACCACAACUGAGAUUGUAGAUGCUACGUUUGCACAAACUGAAACUACCACAGAAGUAGUAACUGAUAAAUCAGUACAAACCGAGAGUUCUGAGGCUGAUGUUAGUACCGAUGUCUCCGAAACACCACCAAGCGCAAUGAAAGAAAAUAUUUCUGAGGAUAGCAGCGGUAGUAACGAAGUCAUAACUAUGGAGACGACAAAAAUGGUUCCAUCUUCAUCGACCACUACUAGUACUAGCACUACAACUACAACAACAACAACUACCACGACAACUACUACUACUACUCCUGCUCCAACUACAGAAGAGAGGAAAGAAACAACAACAGAAGAAGAAACAACAACAUCUCAAGUAUCAACUGUGCCUGUAGAGAAAAUUGCGGAAACAGAAGUUGACGUAGAAACGACGACAGAGUUGGGAACGAAGCCGAUAGGGGAGUUGGAGGAUGUGUCGAGCUACGGCGACGUGACAACGGAGCGACUCACGCCGAUGGAGGAGGCGGGCUCGGGCGCCGCGGUGGCUAUCGCCGUCAGCACCAUCGGAGUUAUAGCCUUGAUACUGCUUAUUGGAUUAUUGCUGGUGGUACGCCGUCGCGGCCGGCGGGGGGUGUACGCGCAGCGUUGCACCCCGGUGUCUUUGGACGCUUAUAGCCUGGACAGCGUCAGCGUCGGACAUCGCAAGGCCAACCAGAGGCUACGGGCUAGCAAGAGGAGCUAUGGGAAUCCGGCGUAUGAUGAUGAGGUGACAUCCCACCCUAUGAACUACGCGGCGCUGGCCAACUUCGCCCUGGACAUGGAAUCCAUGAGCACCGAAUUCGCGGAGAUUCCCUCCGUCACCGUCCGACCUGAUGAAGUUCCUCCAGGGUGCGAAGACAAGAACAGAUACUCCAAUGUUCUGCCGCUGCCAGAGACCAGGGUGCCGCUCAAGAGGGUCGGGAAUGAUCCCACGUCGGAGUAUAUUAAUGCUAAUUAUAUAACGGGCCCGGGCAACAUCAAGAACUACUACAUCGCGUGCCAGGCGCCGCUCCCUAACACCGUGGCGGACUUCUGGCGCAUGGUGUGGGAGCAGAACUCGCGCGUCAUCGUCAUGCUGACGGAAUACAUGGAGAACGGCGUUGAAAAAUGCUAUGAAUACCUUCCCCCAUCAGAAGUGUCAGACAACAAGCGGACCUUCGGCGAGUUCCAAAUCAUCCUCAAGAAACGCGAACAGCGCGACAAAUACGCCGUCUCCAGCGUCCAGCUCAUCAACCUGACGACCAGGACGUGGAGGGAGGUCACACACCUCUGGUACUUCUGGCCGGCGAAGGGAGUCCCUGAUGAUUAUGACUCGGUGCUGGAUUUCCUGUCGGAAAUGAGGAGUUACAUGAAAGUAUCCCAGUCAGCCAAAGAAUAUGAUGAAGAAGGUGUAGAAGUAAUUUACGGCGACGGCAGCCGUUCCUCCUACGGAAACCUGUCCAAGCUGCGAGAAGAGGGCAGCCCAGGCAACGGCGUGAACGUAUACUCGCCGGCCAAGGCCGAGGAGAUGAUGCGACGAGGCCAAGCUACCAACGGCACCCUCAGCAGGAUGAAGGCUGCGUCUGAAGUGGAAGGAGUGCGACCAUGUACGGUGGUAUGCGCAAGCGGCGCGGGGCGUUCGUGCGCGCUGAUCGCGUUGGACAUCUGCGCGCGCGCGCUCACGGCGCACGCGGCCGACGUGCCGCGCGUCGUGCGCGAGCUGCGCGCGCAGCGCCCGCACUCGCUCUCCAACCGACACCACUAUAUCUUCCUGUAUAAGGUGCUAAGCGAGUACGGCAAUAAGCUGAACGGCGGGGGUGUCGACACCAUAUAAGCCCGCCACUGCUGAUUUCUCUCCAUGACAUUCAAUACUAAUUAGAUAAGUAACGACUUAUGCCAAUAACCUACUACAGUAGGUACCCGAGAAUAUCAACAAGAUAAUUUAAAAAAAAUGCUGACGCCAAUGACGCCAGGUCAUAUAGUUUUUAAUAGUUGUUGAACAUAUUAGUAAUUAGUUGUCGGUAUAGUACAUAUAGAAACUAACCUAACUUAACCCCAGGACCACCGAAUCACCGAACGCAUCACGCUCCGAGCUAGCACGCUCGCUUGGAGCUUGGGUUCCGUAGCCGAGGCGCAAAAAGCAUUUCUAUGCUUUUUUUAUGUCAUAGGUAUUUUAAUAUUUGUAUCCAAUGUUAACUAAAUAAAUAUUAUUUUGCAUAAGUACAGGUUAGGUUAUUGGCAUAAAUCAAAAGUGAGAAAACUAUUGGGAAUAUACCAAAGUGUAAGUUACUAGAUCUCUAUAAAAUUUGAUCGCUCAAAUAUACUGAUGUUUACCUUUUCAUGUUUAUGUACCAGAAUUUAAGACCAUUCUAUAGGUAUGAUUAUUAUAUUUUUGUUAAACUUUUUAUUUACAUUGCUAGGAUGUAAAUAGAUCUUCAUGAUGAUAAGCGUCAAUAAUAUGUGACCGGGUAAACUGGAUUAAAACUAAAUUAUUAAUAAGCAGUUAUUUAAUGUUGGGAUUUAUUAUUUUGACGCUAUGAGCCUAAUAUGAUGUGUAGUAGACUACAAUUACUAUUACCUAAGUAAAUGGAUUUUCGGUGAUGUUGGUGAAAAUGAACUGACAUUUGCACCGAAGUGCGUUGGGGUAAGAUGGGGUUUUCCGUGAGGGGUGAGAUGAAAAGUCGCCCGUAAUGCUUCGGCAUAUGGACGAUUUUAUCCUACCACUCGUGAUGACCCUUUCAAUCUUACCCCAACCCACCUUAAUAAUUAUUAAUAAUAGGUAUACUAUUGGAUACUUAUUACUUACGCCUAUUAUGAGCUGAUCAUAUCGACCUACAUUUAUGUUAUAAUUAUUCGAACAAUUUAUUUUUACUUACUUAGAAGUUCUUUCCACUAGUCUAAUUUAUUUUUAAGUUACAUAUUUGCCAAAAAUGUCAAUAAUAAUCAAUUUAUUUUCGAAACGCAUAAUAAAUCACAAUAAUGAUGAACGUCAUAAUAAUUUUGAAUGUGUAGUGAUUAUUGAAAUCUGCUGUGAUUUCUGUUAAUAUCUAAGAUAACUUUUGCUUUGUUAAAAAAUCUAGCUUUACAGUAUUCCUGUAAUAAAAUAUACCUAUCUAUUUUGUAAGUUAGAAGCGCCUUGUUUUGAAGUAUUUGUUGUAAGUAAGUAUGUCCUGUGACGCAAUUUUAAUACUCUAAGAUAAUACCUUGACAUCCAUGAAAAUAAUUGGAGUAAUUUAAAAAAUAUACGUACCUUGGUGUAUGAAGUAUCUCAGUGCGGUUAUCUUUUGUGUAUAGUUUUCCUCUACUUCUUUGAUUUUAUGCGUAAUUGUUAAAAUUUGUUGUUAAUUUGAUAUUUUUAAGUUUGUUAUAAAUCGCAGCUGAAUAAAAUAUCCAUGAGAUUUAUUUAUGGUAUCAAGGCAUUUUUUUUUUUUUAAUACCACAUCGGUGGCAAACAAGCAUUAAUAUUAAAAAAAAAAAAAAAUAAUAAAUCAUUGUCCCGAUAGUCGUUUCAGUGAACGGUUUAAUAGCGAAGAGUCUCGACCAACAUCUCGAGAGACUCUCGCUAGGUGGUUGGAUCAAGGGACAGAUGCAGAAGGCGGUGAUCUUGGACACGGCGCGGAUAGUACGUCGGUUCCUCUCUCUGCAGCCCUGACCACCGGUAGCUUGGGCCUUGCCCCGCUGCUGGCGGCACCCUAGGUUAGGUUUUUUAUAAUGUGUUUAUAUGUAUUUUUAUUGUUUUGUAAGUGUUUUUAUAUUUUACUUUUAUAUACAUAUUAUAAAAACCUAGCCUAAGAAAAAU
Molecule: messenger RNA, 6801 nt
Organism: Cydia fagiglandana
Lineage: Eukaryota; Metazoa; Arthropoda; Insecta; Lepidoptera; Tortricidae
Product: mucin-2
Exons: 12
Coding region: 271-4836 (1521 amino acids)
Biological process (GO): peptidyl-tyrosine dephosphorylation; signal transduction
Cellular component (GO): cytosol; cell junction; plasma membrane
Molecular function (GO): protein tyrosine phosphatase activity; protein kinase binding
Source: RefSeq, a predicted model, not a curated record